Molecule: messenger RNA, 528 nt
Organism: Mesorhabditis spiculigera
Lineage: Eukaryota; Metazoa; Nematoda; Chromadorea; Rhabditida; Rhabditidae
Source: the annotation of a GenBank genome assembly
AUGAGCGCCUACGGCCGUCCGGCGCUGUUGCGAUUGGUGUCUAUAUCACGGAGCGUGCAGGAAGUUGUAGUUCGUCAAAACGCUCACCGGGCGUCUCUUGGCAAGAUCGGACGCUCACAGUAUCUUCUCAAGUAUCCGGUGCGGCUCAUCCGGCCCGAUGGUUCUACAAUCCAAGUUCGUGCCGACGAGCCAAGAGAGACAGUUCAACUUGCCAUCGAUUUGAAGACGUUGACGGAUGAUGAGAGGCGUCAACGGCUCGCCGCGCGUAAACCGAAAGCGAAGAAAAUCAGAAAAGAGGUUAUCGACGACAAUUUCGAUUCAAAUGAGUACAUGAAGUACUGGGCACAACCUGAACCGGAGACGGCCACAAAACUCGCAGCCGCAGACAAAGCCGCACCGAAGCAGGCAUUGGCGGACAAGGCACCGGAGAAAAGGAAGGACAACAAGAAGAAAAAUAGAUGGCCCCAAAGUACAGCAUACUGCUGCCAACUUACAACGAAAAAGAGAACCUUCCGAUUUGCCUAUAUC